Messenger RNA from Sesamum indicum (sesame), 1534 nucleotides. Its product is annotated as methyltransferase. Gene Ontology annotation, molecular function: methyltransferase activity. The record is from RefSeq and is a predicted model, not a curated record. Gene Ontology annotation, biological process: rRNA processing. Lineage: Eukaryota; Viridiplantae; Streptophyta; Magnoliopsida; Lamiales; Pedaliaceae.
AUAGGGUAAAAUAUAUGAUUAUGACUAAACUCAUGGGAGGAAAAAGUAAUUUACCCUAAUUUUUCUUGGGUACAAGAUUGCUCAAUGCUUGCUCGUGGAUAUGUAUGUUCAACUUUAUGCAAGCAAUUCGGCAGCUCAAUUUCAGAUAGGCGGAAAGUUUUGCAAGGCCGUGCAGAUUGCAUGUUUUCAUCGGUUGUAUCUGCGAUUUGUCAGACUUAGAUAAUUCAUAAGCUUCGCCGAGUCCUUGCGAUUGCUUAUGGGCUAUGGGAGUUACCCUCUUCACCAGUUGCAAAAGCCACUACACUCCUUCACAAGGUAAACAAUGCAAGUACGCGGGCCAAUCAGUGAGAGCGUUGCCAAUUCGAAUCCUAACGGUGGGAAAGAAGAGGUCGCCGGGGGUUCAGCUCAUACUUGACGAGUACAUUGAGAAGCUCAAGCAUUAUUGCCCCGUUGAAGAUGUUCGAUUAAAGUCCAACCCUAAAAAUGCUCGUGAUGUGAUGGCUCAGAUUGAACAUGAAGAUAUAGCUGUAAUGGGCCUUAUCAAAUCCAAUGAAUGGGUUGUGAUGUUGGAUGAGCGUGGAAUCAACAUGGGGUCUGAGCAAAUGGCUUCUCUAAUUGGGGAUGCUGGAAAUACAGGUGCUUCAAGCAUACUGUUCUGCAUUGGCGGACCUUAUGGUCAUGGAAGACAAUUGAGAGAGCGAGCCGAUGUAUCAGUCAAGUUGUCAUCUUUGGUCUUAAAUCAUGAAGUUGCAUUAGUCGUACUCGUAGAGCAACUUUACAGGGCUUGGACUAUCCUCAAAGGCCAGAAGUAUCAUCAUUAGAUGUUACACCAUCAUUAGUCAAUGGAGAAAGGCCACGUGACGAUAGUAUUCAUGGGUGUAUGUUGAAUAUGCAGCCAUUCCCCAAAGCAGUUAAGAUUAUUGUCGUUUGCUGAAGGGAGAGCAAUCCUGCCACAGUUUUUGGAAGCUUGAGGACCACUUAUAUAAGAUUAUUGUAAAUGGUUGUGAUGGCAUUCCAAUUCAUUUAUAUUCUUUUAAUGUUGGGAAAAAGUAAAUAACUUCCUAGUUUCAUUGGGAUGCAUAUCCGUAAAUUAUCUACAGUGUAAAGGGUAACAGGAUGUUGAUCUCAACAACGUCAAUGAUUAUAACUCAACUCCUACACAAACAUUGACCUGAGUUUUUCAAACACUGAACAACUUAUCAUUUCCUGUCGACAGGUCUUAGUUGGUCCAUCAUUGGCGGUUGAUUCAAUUGCAUUUGCAUUGUUGUUGGUACUGGGAAACAUAAUUAGGCAUCAACCACCCAUUCAAGAAUGCUUAUAACAUUCUUAUUAAGCCAAAAAAAUUAGCGAACGGGUUCUUUUUUGCAUAUGAGAUGACUGCUGAAAGAGAAAAUGCUUCAAAUUUCAUUCAUGGCCAAUGGUAACUCAAUAUAAAGGGAGGGCAACAUUCUGUGAGUGGCCAAAUUAUGUCAUCCUACCCUAACCUAACACUACACCAUUUCCAUAAACUAUGUCAACUAAAGCACAGAAGUGA